GGUGACGUCACCGAGCAGCGGCAGUCGUUCCCAGGUGCUGCUGAUGCACUCUCGCCCCUGUCGGCCGCCUGUCACAUCCUCACCAGCGGAAGUCAGCGCAGAGACACCCCAGCCGCGUGGACGCCAACAUGUCCGCCCAGGAAGCGUCGGCCCCGCCCAAGGAGAGCAUGCAGCUGAAGAAGGAGAUCUCGCUGCUGAACGGCGUCAGCCUCAUCGUGGGCAACAUGAUCGGUUCGGGCAUCUUCGUGUCGCCCAAGGGCGUGCUCAUCUACAGCGCCUCCUACGGGCUGUCGCUGGUCAUCUGGGCCAUCGGCGGCGUCUUCUCGGUGGUGGGCGCCCUCUGCUACGCCGAGCUGGGCACCACCGUCACCAAGUCGGGCGCCUCGUACGCGUACAUCCUGGAGUCCUUCGGCGGCUUCAUCGCCUUCAUCCGCCUGUGGACGUCGCUGCUGAUCAUCGAGCCCACCAGCCAGGCCGUCAUCGCCAUCACCUUCGCCAACUACCUGGUGCAGCCGCUCUUCCCCACCUGCGAGCCGCCCUACGCCGCCUCCAGGCUCAUCGCCGCCGCCUGCAUCUGCCUGCUCACCUUCAUCAACUCGGCGUACGUGAAGUGGGGCACGCGCGUGCAGGACGUCUUCACCUACGCCAAGGUGGCCGCCCUCAUCGUCAUCAUCAUCACUGGCGCCGUCAAGCUGUGUCAAGGUUACACCGCCAACUUCGACUCCUCCUUCCAGGGCUCGUCCACAGACGCGGGAAACAUCGCCCUGGCGCUCUACUCGGCGCUCUUCUCCUACUCGGGCUGGGACACGCUCAACUUUGUCACCGAGGAGAUCAAAAACCCAGAAAGGAACCUCCCGCUGGCCAUCGCCAUCUCCAUGCCCAUCGUCACCGUCAUCUACAUCCUGACCAACGUGGCGUACUACGCCGUGCUGGACAUGAGCGCCAUUCUGGCCAGCGACGCCGUGGCCGUGACCUUCGCCGACCACACGCUGGGCGUGAUGAGUUGGACCAUCCCCAUCGCCGUGGCGCUGUCCUGCUAUGGCGGCCUCAACGCCUCCAUCAUCGCCGCAUCCAGGUUGUUCUUCGUGGGUUCCCGCGAGGGACACCUCCCCGACGCCUUGUCCAUGAUCCACAUGCGGAGGUUCACGCCCGUUCCUGCUCUCAUCUUCAACUGCGUCAUGGCGCUGAUCUACUUGGCCGUGGAGGACGUCUUCCAGCUCAUCAACUACUACAGCUUCAGCUACUGGUUCUUCAUGGGCUUGUCCAUUGCGGGACAGAUCUACCUCCGCUGGAAGCAGCCAGACCGCCUGCGACCACUCAAACUGAGUCUCUUCUACCCGGUGGUGUUCUGCAUGUGCGCCGUGUUCCUGGUGGCCGUGCCGCUCUACAGCGACACCCUCAACUCCCUGAUCGGCAUCGCCAUCGCCAUGUCGGGCGUGCCCGUCUACUUCCUGGGCGUCUACCUGCCCGAGUCCAAGCGCCCGCCCGUCAUCACCAAGCUGCUGCGCUCUCUGACUCACGUGACCCAGUUCACAUGUUUCUGCGUCCUCACAGAGAUGGACAAGAGCGAGUAGCGUCCCGCCCCGGUAAUAAAAAUAUGACUGUUCUUAUUAUUUCAUUCCGAGCGCCUGUGGAGUCAAGCGGGAAGUGGAACUUUCCUGCACACUUUAAUUACCUCCAAGACCAGCGAGUUGCCUUGUACAAAAAAAAAAACAAGAAAA
Molecule: messenger RNA, 1721 nt
Organism: Nerophis ophidion (straightnose pipefish)
Lineage: Eukaryota; Metazoa; Chordata; Actinopteri; Syngnathiformes; Syngnathidae
Gene: slc7a6
Product: solute carrier family 7 member 6
Exons: 10
Coding region: 129-1574 (481 amino acids)
Biological process (GO): amino acid transmembrane transport
Cellular component (GO): membrane
Molecular function (GO): L-amino acid transmembrane transporter activity
Source: RefSeq, a predicted model, not a curated record